Messenger RNA from Prorocentrum cordatum, 1020 nucleotides. Lineage: Eukaryota; Dinophyceae; Prorocentrales; Prorocentraceae. The record is from the annotation of a GenBank genome assembly.
AUGGUCAGCGUGGCCGAGUUCCCCACGCUGCGGAGGUAUAUCAUGGCCCGAACAGGCGACACGGAGCUGUCCAUUCUUCUGAUGGCAAUGACGCUCGCCUGCAAGGCCACCGCGCGAGCCUGCAACAAGGCGGGCAUCGCGGACCUGUUCGGACUUGCUGGCCACGUGAACGCCAGCGGCGACGACCAGAAGAAGCUGGACGUGCUGGCCAACGACAUGUUCAUCGACGCACUGGUGAACAGCGGGACCUGCGCCGUGCUAGUCUCCGAGGAGAACGAGGAGCCCCUCUUCGUGCCCAAGGAGAAGGCCGGGCGCUUCAUCGUGGCGUUCGACCCGCUCGACGGUAGCAGCAACAUCGACUGCAACAUCAGCACUGGAACCAUCUUCGCCAUCUACGACAGGAAGACCAGCGCCGAUGGGCCUGCCACCAUGGAGGACGUCCUACGCACAGGCCACGACAUCAAAGUGGCCGGGUAUUGCAUGUACGGGGCCGCCACCGAGCUAGUGAUAACGUUCCAGAGCCACGGGGUGCACCGCUUCACGCUGGACCCCUCGCUCGGGGAGUUCGUGCACACCACGGCGCACGUGAAGUUCCCAGAGGACGGCGGUAAGACUAUCUACAGCUGCAACGAGGGCCACAGCAAGGACUGGGAUCCCGCCAUGCAGGCGAUAGUUCGGAAGUGGAAGCAGGGCGCGAAGCCCUACAGCGCCCGCUACGUCGGCUCCAUGGUCUCGGACGUGCACCGCACCAUCCUGUACGGCGGCGUGUAUCUCUACCCCGCGGACAAGAAGAAGCCGAACGGCAAGCUGCGCAUCAUGUAUGAGGGUUUCCCCAUGGCCAUGAUCGUGGAGGCCGCGGGGGGCGCAGCUUCGUGUGGCAUUUUCGGGGGCAAGAUCCAGCGGAUACUGGACAUCAUGCCCGCGCGCAUCCACGAAACGUGCCCCGUCAUCAUGGGAUGCAAGCGCGAUGUGGAUGCAGUCAUCGAGGAGUACAGGCUGCAAGGCCUCCCUGGUGCCUAG